Colossoma macropomum (tambaqui) is the source of this 7007-nucleotide messenger RNA. It is a transcript of the gene akap12b, whose product is annotated as A kinase (PRKA) anchor protein 12b. Gene Ontology annotation, biological process: signal transduction; regulation of protein kinase C signaling. Gene Ontology annotation, molecular function: calmodulin binding; protein kinase A binding. The transcript has 3 exons. The coding region runs from base 331 to 5154 and encodes 1607 amino acids. The record is from RefSeq and is a predicted model, not a curated record. Gene Ontology annotation, cellular component: cytoplasm. Lineage: Eukaryota; Metazoa; Chordata; Actinopteri; Characiformes; Serrasalmidae.
AGCUGAAGAAAAGAGGGGAGGGGGGAGCUGGGAUGGGGUGGUCCCACAUAGGGUCUGUGUGUGUCAGAGUGUGUUGAAAUGUGUGUGUUGCCCUCCUCCUUCACUCAUUGUAAUCCAGAAGCAGAGAGGAGGAGAAGCUUGGCUUGGCCUCGAUGAGAGUUCACGAGAGAGUAACCUAAAGAGCAGCCAACUCCUUUUACUGAGAGAGACUUUCACAGGCAGACACUUUUACAACAGGACAUUCUAAUCAGCAUCUCCGCCACAGACAACCGGCUUAUUCAAGAUUGUGGUUCUUUGAUUCAUUCUUGGACUUGAAGAAGGCUUAUCCAAAUGCUUGGGACAAUAACUUUAACAGUUGGCCAGACAGAUGCCAUGCCGCAGAAAGAAGACAGCCCUGAGACGAUUGAAGUACUCCAAGAUGAAGUUUCCCCUCAAGUUAAUGGAGAGCAAGAGGAGGAUAAAUCUGUUGAUGUAGAAAAAUCUGAAGCAAUAGAGGAGAAGGCAGCUGAGGAGAAGCCAAGUGAGUCUAACGAGGUGGGCUUCAAAAAGAUCUUCCGCUUUGUUGGCUUUAAGUUCACACUGAAGAAGGACAAGAAUGAGAAGACAGAGCCUGUGCAACUGUUGACAGUGAAAGAAACUGAGGAAGGUGCCUCAGAGGCUGCUGCUGAGGAAAGCAAGGAGGAAACUGUCACAGAGGAAGUGAAGCCUAAGGAUGAAAAUGCUCCAGAUGCACCAGACACAGAAAAAGAGGCCACGACUAAAGAUGCUGUGGAAGCAGAAGCAGCAGCCGAUCUCCCAGCAACCGAUGCCCCAGCAGAGACUGUAACAGAUAGCAAUGCAGAACCUGAACAGCAGCCAGCUGAAGAAACUCCAGAGAAUGAGGCAGCUGAAGAAGUAGCAACAACUCCAGAGAAAGAGAAAGACCCAGAGGCACAAACUGAAUCCCCCACCAGCCCACCCUCCCAAGAGAUACAGUCCCCCUUCAAAAGAUUCUUCACUCAGGGAAUCUUCUCUAACCUGCGUAAAAAGACAAGCUUCAAGAAGUCCAAAGAUGAGGAACCAGUGAAGGAGAAGUCUCUUGAGGAGGAUAUAAAAGAGACUGAAGAAAAAGCAGAAGAGGCAGUCGCAGAAGACAAAGAAGUUAAAGAGGAUGUGGAAGAAGGGGCAACAGGUGAAAAAGCAGAGGAAUCAGCACCUUCAGAGGAGAGCAAGGUUGAAGCAAGUCCAGAAGAACUGCCAUCUAACACUGAGGAUGAGAAAGAGGAGGAGCCGAAAGUGCAGGCUGAGGCAACAGUUCAGACUCAGCCAGCAAGUGAGACUGAACCAGCACAGGAGGCUGAACCUGUUGCUCAAGCUGUAGCUUGUGAGGUUGCAGAGACCCCUGUUACUGAUGUUAAUAAUGAAGCCAAACCCACUGAUGAUACCAAACCUGCUGAUGACAAGCCAAGUGAAGCUGCAGAAGAACAGCAAAGUCCUGAAAAAUCUGAAGCAGAGGCAACCACUGAACCUGAAGCUGUGUCAUCCCAAGAAAAAUCCAAGGCUCAGGGAAGCCCACUGAAGAAGCUUUUCACAGGAGCAGGUUUGAAGAAGUUGUCCUCCAAAAAACAAAAGGGCAAAAAAGAAGCAGAGUCAAAACUAACAGAGUCUGGCGAGCAAGUAGUUGAGCAGAUUCAGUCAUCGACUGAGUCAGCUGAGCCACAGAAACCGGACAGCAGACCCUCCUCUCCAGAGCCAGAGGAAUCUGGUGAGCAUGUGGUAGAGGAGGCCACUCAGCCUGAGGCUAAAGUGGAAGCUGAAGGUGAGGCAGUUACCUCUGACAGUGAGAAGAAGAAAGAUGGCAUCCUUCCUUGGGCCUCUUUUAAAAAAUUAGUCACUCCAAAGAAGCGUGUCAAGAGGCCAUCUGAGAGUGAAGAUGAGGCACCUGGAGACAAGCCCAAAUCUGCCACCCUCUCCUCUACAGAGAGUGCUGUCUUAGAUGACAAAACGGAGGAGACAAAACCAAGUGACGAAGUAAAGGAAGAAGCUAAGGAGGAGUCACAAGCUGAAUCCAAGGCUGAGACAAAAGCUGAGAAGCUUGAACAAAGUACAGAGGAGCCGAAGAAAAAGAUGGACACUUCUGUGUCCUGGGAAGCUCUUAUUUGUGUGGGAUCAGCCAAAAAGAGAGCAAGGAAAACCUCAGAUUCUGAUGAUGAUGAAACCAAGAUAGAGGAAGAAGUGCAGCAGGCUGGAGAAGAACAGGCUAAGACUGCUGAGUCUCCACUUGGAAGUUCCCAGGAAGCUGACCAUGAAAAUUUAGCCUCAUCACCAGAGCCAGAGGGAGAACUUGUGUCUACAUGGGAGUCCUUCAAAAGGCUGGUGACCCACCGUAAGAAACCCAAAACAGAGGACAAGUCUGAUGAAGCCUCAGGUCCAGAGCAGACAAUAUCUGACAGUGAAGUACCAAAAGAGGAGUCAUCCUUUUCCUUUAAAAAGCUAAUUCCCCGUAGGAAGAAGAAGUCUGAUGCCAAACAAGGACCAUCUUCUGAUGUUGGAUCUGCAGAAGAAGACUCUGACACCCCAGCUGUGGUGCCUCUGUCAGAAUAUGAUAACGAACAAUCAGAAAAAGUUGAAAUGGAAAAGAAAGAGGAGACCAAGACAGAGGAUGCAACGUUAGAGGCCACUCCAGUCACUCCUGCAAAAGCCUCAGCUGAAGAUAGAUCACCAUCUUGGAUUUCAGCUGCUGUGGAGAAAACUGAAGAUGAAGCAGAGGGAAAGCAACUAAGUGACAUACCUGAAGAGGGAGAUACAGCUGCUACACCUAAAUCAACUGAUAACACCAUUGCAGAGGACAUUGUAGAGUUUACAUCAGAAGCUGUAACCGCCCUCGAGCCAGCAGAAGAAACUGAAAUGGUCUCUGCUGUCUCACGCAUUACAGCAUCACCUGUUACAUCUGGAGAGACCACACCGGUUCCAGGAGAUGGUGUUGUAAAGGCUGAAGUAAUUCUCCAGGAAGCUGUGGAGACAAUCAGUGUUACAUCAAGUGCCAUGGCUGUGACAGUAACUGAAGAACAGAAAAAAAUUAUUGCUGUCUCUACAAGCCCGGUCCAGGUUGAGUCUGCAAUCAAAGAAGAGAAAGUGGUAUUGCUUGCCCAUGACAAAAGUGAAGCAACAGCUCUUUGCACUGGUCUUCACACCAGUGAAAUCAAAGAUGUGGAAGAAGAGAGCCCAGUGAAGGCUUCAGUAGAGUCUGUCUCAGCUGUUAGUGAAGCACUGCCAGUAGAAGUGGCCGUUGAGGACCAAACUCCAAAACCUGAGGAAGCUGGAGUGGACAAGGAAAAUAUUUCCGAGGCACAAGUAAAUGAAGUUCAGGCUGUGUAUAAAGAACAGCUUCAAACACCCAUAGAAAAUGCCGUGGAGGACACAGCACAGGUUGAGGCAGUGAAAGAGACAUCAGAGGCUGAGAUUGUGAAUGAGCUUCAGGAGGCAACAGCAGUCAAGGUGGCUGUGGUCACUGCUGUUCAACAGGAAGCACAGAUACUUGAGGAACCACUCGUGGCAGAAAACUCUCCAAAAGUGGAGACGGAGGGUCCAAUUGAACCGUCUGUAGAAGAGCCAGUCUGUGCUCAGACUGUGGAGGUCACUGAAAUUGCUGUUGCUGAAGGUGAGAAAGUGCAGGAGCUAAAGGACAUUAAAGAAUCAGUCGCCAGUGUUGAGGUGUUAUCUGUAGAGAGUGUAGCAAUGGCUGUGUCGGAAGAAAUUACACCCUCAUUAACAGAUACCCCCAUAGCUGAAACAGUUGAGUCUAAGGAAGAUCUCAUUCCUGUUGUGGCCCCAACAGAAAAGUCUGCAGUGACCGAAGAGAUUGUUUGUGUUAGCCCAGCCUCAGCAUCUGAAACAGAAGCAGAGUUAAAGGAGGAGGCUGUUAUAAAAGAGGUUGCCACAGUUGAACUCACAGCUGAUCACAACAUCCAACUUACUGUAAAAGAUGUUGAGGUUGUCACAGCUAAAGUUGAAGCUGAGGGACACAUUGAAGUGAGUGAGAAAGUUCAGGAAGAGGUAGAACCAUUGCAGGCCAUGGACGCAAAGGAAGCAGAAGCCAUUCAGGAACAGAGCACAGUCAUUGUCCAGGAAGUCAUUCAAAAUGUUGUCGAGAAUCUUGGUGAAAUGCAGAAGGAGCAAGAAUUAUCAGAAAAGCCAGUGGAGGAGAAAGAGAUUAGUACCACAGCAUCAGAAGAGGCAUCAAAGCCUGAAGAUGUGCUGACAGCUUCUGAGAAGACAGAGGAAAAACCUGUAGUAUCUGUUACAGCUGAAGAGGAAAAACCUUCAGCAGAUUCAUCAGUCCAAGAAGAAAAACCUGCAGAUGAUUUACCGGUCCAAGAAGAAAAAACAUCUACUGAAACAACCUCUGAGAAGCCACUUACGUCCGAGACUGAGAACACAGCUGAAGAACAGCAAACUCGCGUAAUCACUGAAAGAUCACCAGUUGAGGUCAGUGAAGCCAUACAGAUUUCUGAAACCGUUCCAGUUGCUAUUACAGACGAAAUCAAACCUGAGCAAGAGGAGCUUGCCACAGUAUCUGUGGAUGCUGUGCAAAAAGAUACAGAUGUAAUAAAGCAAGAAGUGGAAGUAAGAGAAGUUGAAAAGAACAUUGAAGUUGCUGAGAGCACAGAAUGUGAAGAUGGAAAAUGUCAAGUUGAGGAAGAUCUUAAGGAAGUGCCAAAAGGAAUCCAAAAGGUAACCACAGAGACCCCAGUUUCAGAGACGCCAGAAGAAACGGCCACCCUUGUCACAAAGCAAGCUCAGAUGAUAGAAGAGCAGUGUCAGGUUGAGACAACAAUGGAAAUGAAUGUUGGAAUCAUAAAUGUAGUGGAUGCUGAUGAAGGAGCAAUCCAAGACACUGACACAAGCAUGAAAGGCGACAGCUCGAAGAAUCAGGUACAACUGGAAGAUAAAUCUCAAACAGUAUUGGAAGAGUCUCAAAAGGAUAUUUCAGCACAGGACAUGGAAGAAACCAAGGAGGAGUCCGAAGAUGCCACCUGUCAAGAGACAGAUGCUAAAGCCAGUGAGGUGAAAAUGGCUGUCGAGGAGACAGUGAAUGCCAUUAAAGAGGAAGAGGUGACUGAGAUACCGAAUGAAACUGACCCUGCCUCCCCAGAGACUGCAACAGUGUCAUGAGCUAUCUACAUGGUGGUGGUUAUAGUGAGAACCAUAGCAUUCCGAAAAGCAGGAAACGAGAAGCUACUGCAGAGGACACAAAGAGAUAGUGCUCUCAGAGCAAGAGACUAAAAGCUGGUCUCUAUUCUUUCUCCCUCCAUCCAUCCAUCCAUCCAUCCAUCCAUCCAAGACUCUACCCAUCACAUGAUGUCUCAGUUAUUGGCCUUCAUUGGGGUACAAACACCCCGACACCAUGCAUUAGCUUCUCCAGAUGGGUCAGAUGCUACACAGCUAGCUUGUUGUUUUUCACAAUGAUCAUUUUUAUUUUUACUGUCCUGUUGUGGAGGGCUGCUGUUGGAUGGAGAGCAUUGUGUAUGUUAAUGUGUACGUAUGAAUGAGUGGUCUCUGCAGGAGGGUCCUUGUCUUGUAUAUUGUAUUUAUAUCUAAAAUAUUCCCUCAGCCAUCAGAUUGAAACUCAUUCAUUCAUUAUCCUAAAGUAAGACUCAAAACAGUGUGUUUUUCAAACAUGGUACAUGUAUUCACUCAGCUAAACAUCAGUCAUAUCAAACCACUGCAAACAUAUGGCCAUAAAAUAAUUUUUUUCAACCACACAAAAAGUCAUGAGAACCAGCAUAACCAUUUCCAUUCCUACUGUACAUAUAGUUAUACUUCAUUUCCUGACUGUGAAACGUAUAUUAGUCUCCUCAUCUUUGAGAACCACAUAUCAUGACAAUAAAACACUGACUUCACCUUUAAUAUGUGAUUGCUAUUCUAGAACAGCAAAUCUGAUUUCUUGGUGUUAAAGAGGUUUGACAGCACUGUCCAGUAGCGCUCAGUAAGACAAAGUAAGUGCACCCGUGCAUGUUCUGAGAAAGUUCAGAAUAUAUGAUUUCACAGUCCAUAGCCACAUACAAAUGCACUUUGCAUUGUUCGAUUGGUUUGAAGUAGAGUGUUUCUCAACUGGGAUGAGGGGAGUUUUAGAGGGGAGUCGCAUAGUGCAGAUGAGGUAGUGCAUUGGUGCCAUCUGUUGGUGACUCCAAGACUGGUUAGCCAGUCAUAUGACUUUCAUAGGCACUCCCAUGUUGUCUGAUCUUGUUGAUAUUGCAUUACAACACUUAUGUUUUUAUGUCUUUCGUCUGUGUAUCAUAGGCUAACAAUAUUAUUCAUCCUGAAGAUGAUAGUUUUGCCUUUUUGAAUGCUUUAACAGUUUAUUUGUAAUGACUAUUACCAUGCUUUCAAUUCUUUUACUCCCUAAAUGUGAGAUAUGAACGAAGGAGAAGGUGAUGGUAUAUGGGUUGGCAGUAAAACAUUUCAUCUGUCAUUCAUUCAUUUCAUGUUGAUUCUCCUGCGAUAUUAUUCAAGGAGAAGCCUGCUGAUUUAAAAAUAGCAAUGCAAAAUGUCUCACUUAAGAGCCACACAUGAACAUCCACCAUGUGUCUGGUGAUUUCGUCCUCUCUGAUUCUUCACAUGCAGUGUUUUGUGCUUACAGUGACACUGGGGCAAAUUACAGAGAGCAUGCGUGGGGAUGACCGCAACAAGAUGCUUUAUUUUUGCAAAUCACAGAUGAAUUAGUAUAAAAUAAUCCGAAUGACACAGUGUUCUGCUACUCUUGUCACAGCUUGUACGAACACCCAACUCGCAGCCUUUUUCUCAGCUUUUUAUAGAAUAUUACUGUGAAGCUCCUUAACAUUUGUACAAAUUGUAUACCUAUGUAUCUUAAGUCAUAUUAUUGUAAUAUUAACAAAUAACCAAUGAGAGCAUUAGACAAUGUUAUGUAGCAUGAUCUUUUCUUUUUUUAUUCCACAAGCUGUUAAUAGUAUGGAUACAGAACCAUGUCUAUAUUUCAUUCAAAUAAAGUUAGCGUUGUAAAGCAA